AUGAAAAGCAACGCCCGGCUCUGGUGCCCUGUCCAGAAGGCACCUACGAGAUCACCCGGAAGACUCGGCGUUAGUGCCAGGCCUGCCGCCUGCCGCCUGCGCAAGUUCCUGGAGUGCGGCUGAAGGAAAGACAUGAUCAUGUCUGACAUGGCUGUGGAGCAGAAGCGGGCCUUGAUCAGGAGGAAGAAGAGAGAACAGAUUGGGACUCAGCCCCCUGGAGGCAAGGCUCUGACUGAAGAGCAGCAGACGAUGAUCAGGGAGUUGAUAACCGCUCAGGUGAAAACCUCUGAUGGCAUCUUCACGCAUUUCAAGAAUUUCCGGCUGCCAGAGGUGCUUAGCAGUGCCCACGAGAUUCGAGAUUCGGAGUCUCUGCAGACUCAGUCAAAUGAAGAAGCUGCCAAGUGGUGCAAGGUUAGGGAGGAUCGACGUUCAGUGAAGGCCUCCCUGCAGCCGGGGGAAGACGGCAGCGUCUGGAACUACAAGCCCGCAGCCGACAAUAGUGGGAAAGAGAUCUCUUCCCUGUUGCCCCACAUGGCUGACACGGCAACCUACAUGUUCAAAGGCAUCAUCAGCUUUGCCAAAGUCAUUUCCUAUUUCAGGGACCUGCCCGUCGAGGACCAGAUCUCCCUGCUGAAGGCGGCCGCCUUUGAGCUGUGCCAGCUGAGAUUCAACACGGUGUUCAACGCGUAGACCAGGACCUGGGAGCGUGGUCAGCUGUCCUACUGCUUGGAAAACCCUACAGGUGGCUUCCAGCAGCUUCUACUGGAGCCCGUAUUGAAAUUCCACCACAUGCUGAAGAAACUGCAGCUGCCUAAGGAGGAGUAUGCGCUGAUGCAGGCCAGCUCCCUUUUCUCUCCAGACCGCCCGGGUGUGGGGCAGUGCCGCUCGCUGGACCAGCUGCAGGAGUGGUUCGCCAUUACCCUGAAGACCUACAUCAAGUGCAACCGGCCCCGGCCCGCCCACCGGCGAUUCCUGUUCCUGAAGAUCAUGGCUAUGCUCACCGAGCUCCGCAGCAUCAACGUCCAGCACACCCAGCGGCUGCUGCGUAUCCAGGACAUUCACCCCUGCGCUGCCCCACUCACGCAGAAGUUGUUCAGCAUCGCAAAUGGCUGA
Lipotes vexillifer (Yangtze River dolphin) is the source of this 1113-nucleotide messenger RNA. It is a transcript of the gene NR1I2, whose product is annotated as nuclear receptor subfamily 1 group I member 2. Gene Ontology annotation, biological process: positive regulation of transcription by RNA polymerase II; negative regulation of transcription by RNA polymerase II; cell differentiation. Gene Ontology annotation, molecular function: RNA polymerase II cis-regulatory region sequence-specific DNA binding; nuclear receptor activity. The record is from RefSeq and is a predicted model, not a curated record. Lineage: Eukaryota; Metazoa; Chordata; Mammalia; Artiodactyla; Lipotidae.